Messenger RNA from Glycine soja, 1057 nucleotides. Its product is annotated as sucrose nonfermenting 4-like protein. Lineage: Eukaryota; Viridiplantae; Streptophyta; Magnoliopsida; Fabales; Fabaceae. Bases 1 to 531 code for a protein of 176 amino acids. The transcript is spliced from 8 exons. The record is from RefSeq and is a predicted model, not a curated record.
AUGUCUUCCUCAGUUGUUGCCUUGGAUAUAACUUUACCAGUGAAGCAAGCAUUCCAUGCUCUUUAUCGAGAGGGAAUAUCUAUGGCUCCUUUAUGGGAUUCUAACAAGUGCCAGUUUGUUGGAAUGCUUAGUGCGAUGGACUUUAUUCUAGUACUAAAAGAGUGGGAGAACAUACCCACAACAUAUGGUUCAUCUGAAGUUAGCUCAAUACCGAUUGUGGACAAUAAUGAUUCAUUACUUGAUAUAAAUUCAAGAAGAGAUAUUAUUGCAUUGGUUAAAGAUAAAGUGUAUGCAAGGAUAAGUCUGAGUGGGUUUAGUAUCCAUCAGGCAUUGCUUUUGGGACGAGAUGCUAGAUUUUCUUGCAGGCUUCACAAUGGACCGAGAUGUCAUAUGUGUUUGAGGUCUGAUUCAUUGCACAAAGAGCGCUUGGCAAAUCCUGGUGUUAGACAGCUUGUGGUCAUAGAGGCUGGCAGCAGGCUUGUGGAAGGUAUCAUUUCUAUAGGCAACGUGUUCAGGAUCUUGUUAAGUUAGUUGGGAAUAUAUGGCUAUCAUUUUGCAUGAAGGGAAUUGCAGGGGUAGCCCUGGAAAAGACUUGUGUUCUAUGAAAACAAGUUAUCUGAGUUAUUGCCCUGCCAUCAUGGCCAGCCUGCUUUUUAUAUAUAGGAUAGAAAUUGUAGAGAGAAAAGUCUGUAAAUUGAGAGAUUAGUUUUUUCUCCUUUAAACAACUUGAUGAUAUCAUGAUUUUCUCCUUUGUGCCGGCACAAAUGCAAUAUUUGUGUCCUGUGCUAACAGAAGAAAUCAAGGAGGAAAAAAAGAAUGGACUUGAUAGGGUAAUGCGGCACACCGUUGGUUGGUUGGAAUAGUAAAAGGUAUUUUGGGUUCCAUUAUGAUUCUAGUUUUCUCUUAGGACUGGCGAGUUCAUGACUUCAUGUUGCUGUACUUGCAUUUGAAUGAAUUCGUCUUUUCCUAAUGCAUCACUUGCCUGGCCUGCCAAGGCAAAUGGAUAGGACCAUAAUGCUAGUUAAACAUGAUAGUUAAUAUAUUUAUUAUCCAUUAA